Messenger RNA from Morchella importuna, 588 nucleotides. RefSeq lists its product as uncharacterized. Lineage: Eukaryota; Fungi; Ascomycota; Pezizomycetes; Pezizales; Morchellaceae. Gene Ontology annotation, cellular component: 90S preribosome; small-subunit processome; ribosome. The transcript is spliced from 3 exons. The coding region runs from base 1 to 588 and encodes 195 amino acids. Gene Ontology annotation, molecular function: structural constituent of ribosome. Gene Ontology annotation, biological process: ribosomal small subunit biogenesis; rRNA processing; translation. The record is from RefSeq and is a predicted model, not a curated record.
AUGUCCGCCCUUAUCAAGAUCGCCGCCAACUCCCCGUCCCACUCCAAGCCCUCGGAGUUGGAGACCAACAUUGCCCAGGCUCUGUACGAUCUCGAGACCUCCGUCACCGACCUCAAGGGUGCUCUCCGUCCUCUCCAGUUCCACUCCGCCAAGGAGCUCGAGGUUGGCCACGGAAAGAAGGCCAUCAUCAUCUUUGUGCCCGUCCCCUUGUUGAAGGGAUUCCACGACGUCCAGCAGAGACUCACCCGUGAGCUCGAGAAGAAGUUCUCCGACCGCCAUGUCCUCUUCAUUGCCCAGCGCCGUAUCCUCCCUCUCCCCUCGCGCCGUAGCCGUGUCACCCAGAAGCGCCCAAGGUCCCGCACCUUGACCGCUGUCCACGACGCCAUUCUCGCCGACCUCGUCUACCCCACCGAGAUCGUUGGCAAGCGCAUCCGCACCAAGGAGGAUGGCCACAAGAUCAUCAAGGUCUUCCUUGACGCCAAGGAGCGCGCUGGCGUCGACUACAAGGUCGACACCUUCGGCGAGGUCUACCGCAAACUCACUGGCAAGCACGUCACCUUUGAGUUCCCCGCCGUUGGCGAGUACUAG